GUUAAUAACAGAGCACAGAUUAUUUUCAGUCUCUAAUCACAAUUAAACUAUACAAUAGUUACAAAACAUGACAUACAAUAUAAAACACUCUUUGUGUUGGUAUGUUAUUGCUAACAUGCAGAACAGCUCAGACACCUUGUUUAUAUCCCAGUAAGUUUAAAGAAUAUUUAAUGAUCAAGAUGUCAUUUCAAAAAUAUAAACCUGCAAGCACAACUUCCUCUUUCUUAAAAAUGACCAAAAGUAAGCCACGACUCUUGGACUUUUUAAUUAGAAUCCAUUUUUUCAUUGCUAAAACAAAGUGGAAAUCUGUUGGCUGUACUGUGGCUACAAGACUGCGUAUUAGCCACCAUCUGUGUCUACAUCUGUUUAAUGAAUAAAACUGCAUUCAUGGAUGUGCGCCAGAGGUUUGCAGUUGACUGUUUCACAGUAUGGUUUUCUAGGGUUUAAUCUGAUGUCUAACAUUUAAAUUGAGAAGCUAUUUAGUAAAACAAAACUUAUCUACAGAAUUAACUUGGACAUGAAAAGCAUCUCCUGGCUACAUCCCAGCAGAAGACACUCCAGUCAUAUCUUUGUACGCGUUUGCACAUCUACAACAUUUUUGUGUAUGUGUGUGUUGCUCUCCAGUGACUACUUGUUCAAACUUCUUCUGAUUGGUGAUUCUGGAGUCGGGAAGUCAUGUCUGCUGCUACGUUUUGCGGAUCACACCUACACUGAGAGUUACAUCUCCACUAUUGGGGUUGACUUCAAGAUCAGGACCAUUGACAUGGACGGGAAGACUGUGAAACUGCAGAUUGUAAGAGUUUAUUCAUCAGACAUGGGAAUGCUGAUCAGGAAACACUGUUUUGCAAUGGUCACAGUAAAAAGUCAGAAAAUCCUGUGUCAUGUAAGGCUGUAUUUGUGUGUCGCUCAGUGGGAUACAGCAGGUCAGGAGAGGUUUCGAACCAUAACCUCCAGCUACUACAGAGGAGCUCAUGGUAUCAUCAUCGUGUAUGACGUCACCGAGCAGGAGUCCUUUAACAAUGUGAAGCAGUGGUUAGAUGAGAUAGAUCGUUACGCCUGUGAAAAGGUCUCCAGGCUUUUGGUGGGAAACAAGUCUGACCUCAUUAGUAAGAAAGUAGUGGACGCUGCCACUGCUCAGGAUCUGGCUUUGUCUCUUAAAAUCCCAUUCCUGGAGACGAGUGCUAAGAGCUCUGAUAACGUGGAGAAGGCUUUCCUCACCAUGGCCUCUGAGAUCCAUAAGCGCCUGGCCAGUGAGGGAGGGGGAAUGCAAUGCCAGUCCAAAGAGGCAAGGGCCCAGAGUGCUAAGAUCAACAGUGCCCCUCUGUGGCUGGGAGGAGAAAAACAGAUGGAGGAGGCCAAUAACUGCUGCUGACCAGAAGAGACACCAACAUGAUGUGACUACAAUGAAAUGUCCACUGUUCAAAAGAGGGAGAUCUGAAAUACAUCCACUUUUCAGGAAGGAAAAACAAGCUUGAGCUUGAUGAUUUUGAAUUAAAUAUAUAAUGGCAUUUAUACUUUUUUAGAGAGCAAAAACAAACAGGACUGAUAACAAAGAUUUGAAACAGAGUUUUAUAUGCAUACAGGCCCAUUUACUGUAUUGUAAACCUGUCACAUGGAAUUAGCAAUAUUUCAAAAUAGUUAAUAGUCACGCAGUAGGGCAAAAAUUCUAUCAGACAGUGUGAUAUGAAUAUUUUGAGCUGAACCUUUGAGCUAUUAUAUUUAACAGUUUUGUUGUGUUUCCUGCGUUGUUUAUCAAUAAAGGUAUUUUUGUCUUCAUGAUGAAAUGCAUAACAAGGCCCUGUUUUAAAUGUGCAUGUAAAUAUAUAUAUGAGUGUUUUCUGAUGUGUUGCCUCUCUGGCUAAGUUUAGGCUUCUAGUAAUUCUACAAGUUAAGAAAACUGAAAGACAACCUUCAGGAAACCAACACUGAUUGUUUGUAUGAGAUGUGGUGUGAACCAGUGUUCAAUGGCAGGAACACACGAAAAAUGUCAUCAUCUCAUUAGGGUUUCAACAAAAGCCAGAUAAAAUUUAAUUUAACAGAUGAUUAACUAUCCUGAUAGAGGCUCUGUAAGUCAGUGUAACACAGACAGUGGGGGAGUCUCUGUGUUCAGUCUUCAGACAUGAACCUAUGUAAUUUUAUUUCUUAAAUUAAGGAAUUAGGACUUUCAGUAUGCACAUUUACAAUUUUAACAAAAAAGAAUUUGUUGUGAACAGACUAAACCAAGAGGUCAUAUGACCUGAAAUUAGUUGAUCUUCAGUGUAGACAUUCAGUUUUAAUAGCAGCACAUCUGUUCAAGCUCCAAAUGAUUAAGCGUUAGAAGAUUCUCACAGGCUUAAAAUCACUACCCGCUAUCUCACCAUAAUUAAUAAUUAUGAUUAACUGUCAGACAUUCUCAGACAAUAUUAGUCUGACAAAUACCACUCUGGGGUGUGAAGUGAUUUCUCAUAUUGUCUGACAACCUUAAAUAUGUUCUAUUGAGAUAAUUUUUCACAUGAUACAUUACUGUAAGGAUUCUUAUGGUAGCACAAUGAUCAGUGAUUCACCGAACACUGAUAUAAUAUCAGUGGCAAAUUAUUUAUUUAUUUUUUUUAUAAUCAUGAAACAUCCAGAAUUCCUCACUAAAAUCAUAUGAACAUUAAACAAAAAGUACAAAUACAAUACGGACUUUCUCCUCAGAAAGAUGAGAGGUCCAUAUUACCACACUGCUGCUUGCAAAGUGGAAAUGAUGAAUACAGGUUAUUUGUCAA
This is a messenger RNA of Scatophagus argus, 2747 nucleotides long. Its product is annotated as ras-related protein ORAB-1-like. The record is from RefSeq and is a predicted model, not a curated record. Gene Ontology annotation, molecular function: GTPase activity; GTP binding. Lineage: Eukaryota; Metazoa; Chordata; Actinopteri; Scatophagidae. Bases 518 to 1372 code for a protein of 284 amino acids. Gene Ontology annotation, biological process: regulation of exocytosis; protein secretion. The transcript has 4 exons.